Diorhabda carinulata is the source of this 3551-nucleotide messenger RNA. It is a transcript of the gene Pink1, whose product is annotated as serine/threonine-protein kinase Pink1, mitochondrial. Gene Ontology annotation, molecular function: ATP binding; protein serine/threonine kinase activity. Bases 1042 to 2949 code for a protein of 635 amino acids. Gene Ontology annotation, cellular component: mitochondrion. The record is from RefSeq and is a predicted model, not a curated record. NCBI's taxonomy places the organism in Eukaryota, Metazoa, Arthropoda, Insecta, Coleoptera, Chrysomelidae. Gene Ontology annotation, biological process: autophagy of mitochondrion; protein phosphorylation; positive regulation of mitochondrial fission. The transcript is spliced from 8 exons.
AGUCUUGAACUGUUUUCAGAAGUAUUAGUUAGGUUAGAAGUGGAUAUGUUAAAGACAGUGUUAUUCACAGUAAAAGGAUCAGGAGCAGUUAUAACGAGAGUUGAGGGUAGUAUUUCAACCGAUUCUGUAGCCAACAAAGUUGAUGUAGAAGUUGAUUCUUUGCACCAUUUUUGCAAUUUUUUAACAACAAGGCUGUCUUCAGCUGGCCCUCCGUUACCGCUUGUGAUUCCUAGCCCCGAUGUUAUUAUAGUCGAAGAGUAUUUCCACCACCAGCAGCUAACAUAGUAGCAGAGGAUCUCCUAAAAUUGUGGUUUAUGUAGGAUGUGGAAUUUUCCAAUUUUAAAUAACCUACAAUCUUACUAGGCAUUUGUGAAAGUGUGUAAUGGCCAAUAUUUCGCCUUAUUGUCUUUCUGUUUCGAAUAAAAACAAAAAGCUGAGGUUAAUUUACAUCUAUUUGUUGAAUAUAUUUCAAUUUUUUGUAUCCAUAGAGGGUCCAUAAUUUGUCUUGUAUCUACUGCGUCAGAAGAAGAAGAGGCAUUUGCACUCUUCGAAUCGCCUGUGUACAUUUGUUAGCAUUCGUGGUACCGCUCGAACAGAUAAUUUUUUUAUGUUCAGUUCGGUAGUCAAUACGAGGACUACUCUGUAUAUAUUGAGAUGCCACGAAACUAGAAGGCAGUACUGCUUUUAUAUCACCAACUUUAUCGACUGUAGUUGAGUUGCUACUAUAACAGGGUAAAUAAUGGUACAAAUCUUCUGUGAUUUCAACUUUACCGUAGACAGUUGAAUUUUUACGAGAAAAUGACUGUGACUGUUAUGUAACAGUCACAGAACGUCCAUUCUAUUCACAUGAUUUUAGUAAAUUUGAUUUGUGGUUAUUUUUAAAUCUAAAUAAACUUAUCCUUGGUGAAAGUUAGUUUUUUGAAAGCUGGGGAUACAUAUUCAAUUGAUCUAAUCUUAUUAUUAAUGAUUAAUUACAAAUACUAAAAUUCAUUACAAAUAUAUUUUAUAAAUUUCAACAGAACGUAUCUGAGUUUGUCAGCAAUGUCAACUAUUGUGUCAGUUGUCAUUAAUAAAAAAUACGUAAUAUUUUUGCUUUCAAUAAAACAAAUUAAAACAUUUUUAUACACCCUUCGGGGUGAAAAAAUUGAUAUUUGGUACAAAAUGUCGUUAAGAGCAUUAGGUACUCGACUAAUUAAACAUGGUACAGUACUUAUACGAAAUACAGGCAAAACUAGAGAAUUCAAUACUAAAACUAUCAUCGCUGAAAAAAUUAAUGCUACCGUCUCAUCUACUUCUACUAGCAAUUUCACCAGCAAUCAGGUAAUACCACGUAGAUUUGGUCUGAGAAAUGUUGGAAUUCAAAUCGGUCUUCAAGCUCGAAGAAUUCUAAUUGACAAUGUCCUUAAUCGAGUUACUAACAGCCUAGCUGCUGACUUGAGAAAAAAAGCUGCACGAAGAAUUCUGUAUGGAGAUUCUGGACCAUUUUUUGCUCUGGUUGGUGUGAGUUUAGCAUCUGGAACUGGCAUUCUCACCAAAGAAGAAGAACUUGAAGGAGUAUGCUGGGAAAUACGAGAAGCAGUUUCGAAGAUGAAGUGGAACUUUCAAGAUAUUAUUGAUGAAAAGCAAUUCGAAAACUCUCCUAUAAACCUAGAGAAUCUAUCAUUUGGAAAACCUUUGGCAAAAGGAUCCAAUGCUGUUGUAUAUGCUACAAACAUUAAAACAGAAACAAACCAACAGGAUGAUCAAUUGUCUAUUUCCACUGAAGAUCAUGAUGAUAUUAAUCAAUUUCCUUUCGCCUUGAAAAUGAUGUUUAAUUAUGAUAUACAGUCUAGUGCUAUGGCCAUUUUGAAUGCUAUGUAUAGAGAAACUGUUCCGGCUAGAGUAUAUUACAAUAAUCUUGGAAUUUCUGAGUGGGAGAUUGAUUUAGCUAAGAGAAACAAACAUCUUCCUCCCCAUCCAAAUAUUGUCACUAUAUAUUCAGUCUUCACUGAUUUUAUACCAGAAUUACAAGAUUGCAGAGGAUUGUAUCCAGCUGCACUUCCUAAAAGAAUACAUCCAGAAGGAGUUGGUAGAAACAUGUCACUAUUUCUACUUAUGAAAAGGUACAACACAAGCCUAGAACAUUUCCUUCAGGAAUCUACACCAUCCCUAAGAACAUCUAUAUUACUUUUCACGCAACUUCUUGAAGGUGUUGCUCAUAUUAAUUCUUACAAUAUAGCACAUCGUGAUUUAAAAAGUGAUAAUUUAUUAUUAGACACUACAGAGCCAGAGGCGCCAAUGUUGGUUAUAAGUGACUUUGGAUGUUGCUUGGCUGACAAAACAAAUGGUUUAUCAUUACCAUAUUCAAGUUAUGAUGUCGACAAAGGUGGCAAUACUGCUCUAAUGGCACCUGAAAUAAUGUGCCAGGUACCUGGAACUUUCAGUGUUUUAAAUUAUUCGAAAUCAGAUUUGUGGGCAGCAGCAACGAUAGGAUACGAAAUUUUCGGAACGAAAAAUCCGUUUUAUAAAGACGAACGAAAUAAUUAUUUACGUAGCGCUACAUAUAAAGAGGAAAAUUUACCUCCGAUGCCUGAUGAUGUACCUUUGAUUUUCAAAAUGCUGAUUAAAAAUUUACUACAACGUAAUCCCAGUAAGCGCCUCAAUUCAGAAGUAGCAGCAAACGUGUGUCAAAUAUAUCUGUGGGCUCCCAGCGUUUGGUUAAAACCGGAAAGUGCGAAAUUACCUUCGAGUACAGAGAUUUUACAAUGGCUGCUGAGUUUAACCACAAAAGUUCUUUGCCAAGGUAGAAUCAACAAGAGUUUCUACAAAUCUGACAAAUCAGAUUUAGAAAAAGGCGGCCGAAGAACUUAUCCAGAAUAUCUUCUUAUUUCCAGCUUUUUGCUAAGAGCUAAACUGUCAAAUAUUAAAGCUGCUCUAGCUUUCAUUCAAGAUGUCAACCAAAAUUAUUGAUUAGUACUAUUUAAAUUGUCAUAUUUUAUUGAGUCUACAGUUCUUUGGCAAUCAUAUAUACACUUUCUCAUCUUUUUUCACAAUUAUUUCUUACUUCUUACUUGCAGUCUCUUAUUUUCCAAAUUAUAGUUAAAUAUGGUUCAACUUUUUUGCUUCCUGAUAAAUGUUUAAUAGUCUGUGGAGACUUGUAUUCUUUUAGAAUAUUAAAUGAUAUUGUGGUAGUGUUCUCACUUUUUUGUUAUGAUCUCUGUUUUAAAACUGAAAAUUUGGGGUCCAAAUUAAAGUUUAGCUAUGAAUAAAAUUGGCAUUUAAUUUUUUGUAGAAACAUUUUCUGGAAUUUCUAUUUCAUUUGUUAAUGAGACCAAAAAAAUAUAUGAAAAUAAAGAAUUGUAGAUUUGAAAGUACCAUUUAUGUUGUAAUUAUUACUCUACUUGCAGUACUAAUAUAUUAUUUGUUCUAAUUUAGAAAUUAGAGAUUUAUUUAAAAAUAUAUAUACAAUUAUCACUGGCUUGGUGAGACUGUUUGCUGUGAUUUAUUAUUAUUACUCUUAUUUCAGUUUGUGUUAAAAUUAAAAUUCUCUAUUAUAUUUUCAAAAAAAAUAA